Molecule: messenger RNA, 762 nt
Organism: Penicillium subrubescens
Lineage: Eukaryota; Fungi; Ascomycota; Eurotiomycetes; Eurotiales; Aspergillaceae
Exons: 2
Coding region: 1-762 (253 amino acids)
Source: RefSeq, a predicted model, not a curated record
AUGAAAAGCCCAACGCCGAUACACACGCUUCUACGCACAAUCGCGCUAUCAAGCAUCUUUACCGGAACCUUUGGAUACUACUACGAUACGACCUACGUCAAUCGCAUCGAUACAACCAAAAAGAAUGCCGGACCGCUCACAACCACGUUCACACCACCCCCAUCCUGCUCCAUACCACGCACAACAGCAGUGUACGGAAGACCAGAUCUAAUCCAGGGAUGCGGGGGUCCAUACGGCGAUGAAUGCUGUCCGGAAGGAUGGCGUUACAAUAUGUACUUUAGUCCCGGGGUAUGUCCAGUGGGAUACAAAACGUGCACACUACCAACGACCACGCAACGGGAUGAGACGACUGUUAUCUGCUGCCCAAGUGGCUUCGAUUGUAACGGCCAAGACUACUGCGGAAAAACAUACAACAGCGCACAAACAAUCACGUACACGGAUCCUACACUCUCCGUCGUAACGACAGUAGGAGCCAUCACAGCAACCGGCAUUCAAAUCCGGUUCAAAGCGUCCGAGUCAUCCAUUGUGCCCAUCGUGACAGACUCUCUAAUUCUACCCCGCGACCACUCAAUGAGCAAGAAGACCAAGAUCGGAAUUGGACUUGGUGUCCCGGCUGCCGUGGUGCUUUUGGCAUUUUUGGCAUUCUUCGUGAUGAGGCGUAUUCGCCGGUCGAAAGAGAAUGGUGGUGAUUCGUCGGAGAGCAUGCCGUCGCUGGGACAGGAUGAGCCGCCACCUGCUUAUGAGAGGGGAUCGAAGAGGUAG